Larimichthys crocea (large yellow croaker) is the source of this 1277-nucleotide messenger RNA. RefSeq names its product Mix paired-like homeobox (gene mixl1). The transcript has 4 exons. Gene Ontology annotation, biological process: regulation of transcription by RNA polymerase II. Bases 95 to 1123 code for a protein of 342 amino acids. Lineage: Eukaryota; Metazoa; Chordata; Actinopteri; Sciaenidae. The record is from RefSeq and is a predicted model, not a curated record. Gene Ontology annotation, molecular function: DNA-binding transcription factor activity, RNA polymerase II-specific; RNA polymerase II transcription regulatory region sequence-specific DNA binding.
GCAGCACCACCUUUGAUCGCGGGGGGAUUUAACCCCAAGCGAACGCUCAGGUCUCAAACUCGGUCAGUCGCUGGAAGUAAAGCCGUUGAGGAUCAUGUCUUCUGUUCAUGGGAAUAUGCGUGUUGGGGAUCUGAAUCAUUUUCAGAUGUACCACGAAGGAGCUCUGCAGAUGAACAGCAUGGGGAACUCAGAUUUUAGAGCAACAGAUGUUACAAACUACUUCAACUCUGCAAGCACUGUACCGAGAGCGGAUAAAUGCGUCGCAAUACUGACCCACAGGAGGAAGAGGACCAACUUCACCCAGCAGCAAAUUGAGGUGCUGGAGAAGGUUUACUCAGACACCAAAUAUCCUGACAUCUACCUACGGGAGAGACUGGAAGCUCUGACCGGGCUACCCGAGUCCAGAAUUCAGGUGUGGUUUCAGAACAGGAGGGCCAAGUCUCGUCGCCAAGUUGGCUCAUCCGUGCCCAUGAAGGUCGCCAAACCGCCAGCAGCUGCUGGUCCCUUCAGCCAACUUCAGAGCAGGAUGGGCCCAGAGAAAGUUUAUGACAGCAGUCAUGGAGCUGAGGCUCACAGGAUAGGAGGUUUUGCCCUUGAGGACAGUUUCAGACCUACAAUGCACCAGAACACAGAGGACGCUCACAGAACCAGUGUACCCACCAAACCCAGCAGCUACGAACACACGUCCAUCUCCUGCAUCUACGACAACAAGGAGGGAACCGGAGCCAAGCCCGAGCAGAUGCAACGGCACGAGCUGAGCGUUAACGUCCCGUGCUGCAACGUCCAUCUGUAUCCCAAAGAGAACGAGCAUCACCCAAAGAUGGACGCAAACAUGAAUGACAACCAGGGUCCAAAGGUUCUGGUGGAAUAUGACAACUUCCCACCCAACAAGACCAUCGGACCAGAGAUGAAAGUCGUGAUUCCUCCCAUCCCGACCCAGAAUAACUUCAGCAGGUCAUCACCAAAGGAUAACGGAUGCCAAGUGCAGUAUCCACGCGUGAUGGCCACAGGGGACAGGUUCAGUCACUUCUCCCCGAUCCACGCCACUGAGGCACAGGACUUUACCGACUCAGACUCCGACUGGGAAACCGAGGCCAUGGCUGGCUUUGGUGGGUUUAUGUGAUGUAUCAUAAGAGCUGAUAUAAAGAAAGCUACCAUGUAUCAUAAGAGUUUGUUUGUGAAAGGAAAAUGUGUAUUUAUUGUAAAUAGUAAUAAAACUGUUGAAAUGAGUUCCAUCUGUUAAUAAAAGACUAAAAAGUAGAAGACCAUUUGCUGCU